CACCAUCCCACCAUCACCUGUCUUCAUGAGGCAGUCCCUUGCAGCUAACUACCCCCAGGCAUAAUGUCGUCAAUUGCUAAGGGCAGGCCAUCCCGGCGCUCUGCCGCUCGAAGAAGCUAUGCCAUAGAAGAAACGUCCGAGUCGGAGGAUCCUGGAAAUGUUACGCCAACGGCCUCCAAUCAUGGCGGCGGCGACGACGAUGACGAAGAAGAAAAUGAAGAGGAAUAUACCCCCGUCCCGAAGAAAAGGGUUUCGAUGAAGAGCACAUCUCGACGUCGAUCGACAGCUGAGGCACCCACGCCCAGCACUGCACGCCCCAGAAAAUCACGACAGUCACAAGCGCCCGAGGAAUCGGAUGCAUCGCAAGUAGCUGAGGAACCCGCUCCCCGCCCCAGAAAAUCACGACGUUCACAAGCCCCCACGGAAUUCGAUGCAUCGCAGGCUCCCACUCCCAGCACUGCACGCCCGAGAAAAUCACGACGAUCACAAGCGCCAGAGGAAUCGGAUGCAUCUCAGGUCAGUGAUGCGAACGAAGAAGGUGUCAGUAUGGCCAGUGUAGAUGAAGAAGAAGAGCCCGAGUCGCCUUCGCGCAAUGCCUUGAAAAGAAAGAAGCCUUCGAUGUCGCCGCAAUCACAACCGCGAUCGCAGACAGACAGCGUACCCCCGCUUCCCGAUACCGCCGAGCCCGCCGUGAGCCAAACGCCGUCGAAGGCCGAAGAAGAGCAAAAGUCGCAAAUCCAGAUGAUUAACCCUAAUGCGACCGUUCUCGAGAAACCGAUGGAUAUCGUGAUGAAGUCUCGCAACCUUGCCCAACCAGUGGUGGAGGAGCCCUCAGAACCCAAAUCACGGCUUAUCAUUACAACGCUUGUUUUAACAAACUUUAAGAGUUAUGCAGGAAAACAGAUUGUCGGGCCCUUCCAUGCAUCUUUUUCCUCUGUCGUCGGCCCGAACGGAUCCGGAAAAUCUAACGUGAUCGAUUCGUUGUUGUUUGUAUUCGGAUUUCGUGCCAGCAAGAUGCGCCAGGGCAAAGUAUCCGCUUUGAUUCAUAACUCCGCUGAAUACCCCAAUCUCCCUCAUUGUGAGGUUGAGGUCCAUUUCAAGGAGGUCAUAGAUUUACCCGCCGGAGGACAGGAAGAAGUACCAGAUUCCCAACUGAUCGUCUCUCGAAGAGCCUUUAAAAACAAUACUAGUAAAUACUACAUGAACGGCAAGGAAACCAACUUCACCGCGGUAGGAACUCUCCUACGUGAUCGUGGCAUCGAUUUAGAUCACAAGCGUUUCUUGAUCCUACAGGGAGAAGUCGAAUCGAUCUCCCAGAUGAAAUCGAAGGCAGCAAAUGAACACGAAGAUGGCCUUUUGGAGUACCUUGAAGAUAUCAUUGGAACCUCCAAGUAUAAGACUCCCAUCGACGAAGCUGCCACCGAGCUUGAGACCUUGAACGAUGUCUGUAUGGAGAAGAACGGCCGUGUUCAGCACGUGGAGAAAGAGAAGGCGGCUCUCGUGGACAAGAAAGACAAAGCUCUUUCUUACAUCCGCGAUGAAAACGAACUAUCUCAGAAGCAAUCCACGCUUUACCAAAUAUACAUCGAAGAGUGCGCAGACAACAUCCGAGUCACUGAGGAAGCGAUCCUACAGAUGCAAGAAUUGCUCAACCUCGAACUGGAGAAGCACGAAGGCAACGAAUCUGGAAUCAAAGAAAUGGAGAAAGCCUACAAGCGUGGUAUGCGGGAAUAUGAGAGCAUGGAGAAGGAAGCCCAAGGAUUGAUGAAAGAGAUGGCCAAGUACGAUAAAGAAUCCGUGAAGUUCGAAGAGAAGAAGAAAUUCCUGGUCGGAAAGCAGAAAAAGUUGGAAAAAUCUAUGCAAUCCACCCGCCUUGCGGCCUCCGAGUGUGAGAGCUUGGUGGAGAAGCACACUUACGACAUCGAGAAAAAGACUGCCGAGACUACACAGCUUGAAAAGGAGAUGAAGGUGGAAGAAGAAGAGCUCUCCACGAUUCGCGAGGGGUUGAAAGGUAAGACCCAGGGUCUUUCCGACAAAAUCACCGCGAAGCAAAAGUCUCUUGAGCCUUGGGAUGCAAAGAUCAACAAAAAGCAAUCUGCUGUUGCCGUGGCUCAGAGUGAGCUUGACAUUCUCCGUGAAAGAAGCAAUGCUGGUGCCGUACUGCUGGAAGAAGCCCAGUCGAAGGUUGCCUCAAUUGAGGAAACCCUAUCCACCAAGGAAACCGAUAUGGAGGAGCGCAAGGCCCAGAAGGAGACUUUGGAGCAGGAAGUGGCAAAACUUCGAGGUGACCUCAAGAAGUACUCCCACCGAGAGCCAGAGAUCCGUUCUCAUGUCUCCAGCGCUCGCCAAAAGGCAGACGAGGCACGGGCUAGUUUGGCCAGCACUCAAAACCAGGGAAGUGUGUUAUCUGGUCUAAUGCGCCUCAAGGAGUCAGGUCGUAUCGACGGUUUCCAUGGUAGACUUGGAAACCUUGGCGCCAUUGACGAAAAAUACGAUGUUGCGAUUUCCACGGCUUGUCCUGCCUUGAACAACAUGGUAGUUGAAACUGUUGAAGUUGGUCAGCAGUGUAUUGACUACCUGCGAAAGAACAACCUGGGUAGAGCCAAUUUCAUUCUGCUGGACCGUCUGCCCCGAAGAGAUAUGUCAACGAUCUUCACUCCGGAGAGCGUUCCUCGUCUUUUUGAUCUUGUAAAACCCAAAGAUCCAAAGUUCGCACCUGCGUUCUACAGUGUCAUGCAAAACACGUUGGUAGCCAAAGACUUGGAGCAGGCCAACCGCAUUGCCUAUGGCGCUAGACGCUGGAGAGUGGUGACCCUCGAUGGUCAACUCAUCGAUGUGUCCGGAACCAUGAGUGGUGGUGGUACCCGUGUAGCAAGAGGUGGAAUGUCCUCGAAACAGGUAGCCGACACAAGCCGGGAGAAGGUAUCACAACUCGAAGGCGAUCUUGACGAGAUGGAGCGCAAGUUCCAGGCAUUCCAAGAGAAGCAAAGACACGUUGAAACCUUGAUCAGAGAAAAGUCGGAGGAAAUUCCCCGAGUCGAAACCAAGAUUCAAAAGAUCAUGAUCGAAAUUGAGAGUGCCAACCGCAGUCUUGCAGAUGCUCAGCGACGAGUAAAAGAAUUAGGCGCUCAGCACAAGCCCUCCAAGACCGAUGCAGGCCAGGCUACGGCUCUCGAAGAACAGAUUGCUUCUCUUGAGGAACAGAUCGAAGAACUUCGCGCCGACAAGGGUGGAAUUGAAGAGGAAAUUCAGACCCUCCAGAACAAGAUCAUGGAAGUCGGUGGUGUCAAGCUAAGAAGCCAGAAGGCCAAGGUUGAUGGGCUCAAGGAGCAGAUUAGCCUGCUUGCUGAUGAAAUUUCUAACGCGGAAGUUGAGAAGUCUAAGAAUGAAAAGCUCAUCAGCAAGCACCAGAAGGCUCGCGCCGAUUCGGAGAAGGAACUUGGACAUGUUUCUGAGGAACUCGAGAAACUGGAAGAAGCUGUUGAGAACCAAACCAACGACGCGUCUGACUGGAGGCAGAAGGUAGAAGAAGCCCAAGAGGCCGUCGAGACAAAGAAGGCCGAGUUGAAGGCCCUCAAGGGUGAAUUGGAUGAAAAGGUAGCCGAGUUGAAUGAAACCAGGGCCACGGAAAUUGAGAUGCGCAACAAGCUCGAAGAGAACCAGAAAGCUCUGUCAGAAAAUGAGAAACGGGGCCGAUACUGGGCCGAGAAGCUGUCGGCUAUGAAAUUACACAAUGUUAGCGACCUCGGUGAUGAGCAAGAAGCGGUCGAGCUCCAAAUGUACACCAAAGAUGAGUUGGAAGAGAUGAACAAGGAGUCCUUGAAAGCAGUGAUUGCUGCACUAGAAGAGAAGACGCAAAACUCCUCGGUGGAUCUUUCAGUCAUUGAAGAGUACCGACGUCGGACGGCUGAGCAUGAGGCGCGUUCUGCUGACCUUGCUACGGCUCUGGAGUCUCGCGACAGUGCCAAGGCUCGUCUUGAUGGCCUUCGAUCAGCUCGACUGAACGGAUUCAUGGAAGGAUUUAGUACCAUCUCGCUUCGUCUGAAGGAGAUGUACCAAAUGAUCACCAUGGGUGGAAAUGCCGAGUUGGAAUUGGUCGACUCUCUUGAUCCCUUCUCUGAGGGCAUUCUGUUCUCCGUUAUGCCCCCCAAGAAGAGCUGGAAGAACAUCAGCAACUUGUCUGGUGGAGAGAAGACGCUCUCCAGUUUGGCACUUGUCUUCGCCUUGCACCAUUACAAGCCCACUCCUCUAUAUGUCAUGGACGAAAUCGAUGCUGCUCUCGACUUUAGAAACGUCUCCAUUGUGGCUUCGUACAUCAAGGAAAGAACCAAGAACGCACAGUUUAUUGUUAUUUCUUUGAGAAACAACAUGUUUGAACUUGCCUCGCGGCUUGUUGGCGUCUACAAGGUCAACCAUAUGACCAAGAGCGUUACGAUUGAGAACCGAGACUAUAUUACCGGUCGAUAAUGAUGUGGAACUGAACAUAUGCGUGAUGUUUUUACUUUGCAUGACAUUCAGAUACGAGUUAUUUGUAUGACAGGGAUCGGUGGGGGUGCUUUUGUGGUUCAAGGACUGGCAUUCGUCCUUUUCUAUCUCUUCUGGUGAUUUAUUUUUUGAUUACAAGCAGGAUCUGGUGAUAUUGCGCUGGUCUGGGUGUUUCGUGAUUACUUUGAUUCGGUGAAUCCUGAUC
Messenger RNA from Aspergillus wentii DTO 134E9, 4690 nucleotides. It is a transcript of the gene smc4, whose product is annotated as condensin subunit SMC4. The record is from RefSeq and is a predicted model, not a curated record. Gene Ontology annotation, molecular function: ATP binding; protein binding; ATP hydrolysis activity. The transcript is spliced from 6 exons. Gene Ontology annotation, biological process: mitotic chromosome condensation. NCBI's taxonomy places the organism in Eukaryota, Fungi, Ascomycota, Eurotiomycetes, Eurotiales, Aspergillaceae. Bases 64 to 4467 code for a protein of 1467 amino acids. Gene Ontology annotation, cellular component: chromosome.